This is a messenger RNA of Cylicocyclus nassatus, 258 nucleotides long. The record is from the annotation of a GenBank genome assembly. NCBI's taxonomy places the organism in Eukaryota, Metazoa, Nematoda, Chromadorea, Rhabditida, Strongylidae.
AUGAGCUUGACAGAAGUUAUGGCUCCUCCUUCUUCUGCAGGGAAAAUGACUUUGAUGGAGGGAAUAGCAUUGAAGAGCAGAAUUCUGAGCAAGAAAGAAGUCAAUCUGUUGAUAUCUACUUUAGCGGGGAUCAACCGGCGAAAAGAAGGAGAAAAUUGGAGAGACGAAAGCUUCGAAAAAGAGCGCACGGAAUUAAUCUGUGAGUGCUGUGACAGAAUAACGAAUUAUGGAAAAGAGUCUAUGGAGAAGGGAAGGUGA